AAGUUGCCAAUGUCUAUCUCCCUCCUCACCUCAACAGACAGCUGAGAGUGAUUUCAAUUUCGCCGCCGUGUACAGUACCGUAGUAUUCCAUAAAAUCAGACACAAGUGUCGCUUUGGCAUUUGGUAAUAUCCCCACGGUUUCUAUUUUCCGCUUCGCGCGGUGGAUUUUUUCUCGGCCAGUGCGUGAUCGUCGCGUUCAUAUUAUUAAUUCAACUCGUAUUGGUUCUCCACAAACUCACUUUCUUAGGAAUGGCGGUUUUUAAUCCAACUUAAGUUUAUUACUUCAACUCGUAUCGGUCUUUAAUUUUAUAUUAAGAACCGGUAGAGUACGAUCGCUGCUAGAGGCAUAUUCUCGUGCGUCAUGCGUCCUUCCAGCUAGCGCGAUUGACCUCCUCGCUUGUUGCCUCUCCCCGGGAGCUAACCGUCCCCUUACUUUGUGCCAAGUUCCGAUCCUCCUUGCGAUCCCUAGGCUUCUAGCAAGCGCGACCUCCUCGCUUGCUGCCUCUCCCCAGCAGCGAGCCGUCCCCUUACUGUGCACCAAGUGCCGACCCGCCUUGCGCUUCACACCGCAUCCCUGGACUUCCCGCCUCGCGCUUGACCUCCUCGCUUGCUUCCUCCCCUAGUGCCAGCAACUGUCCUUGACCUUAAAGCCCAUCCCCAGCAACUUUCCCGUAGUAGCUGUAUGUUUAACCGUCCUUGACCUUAAAGCCCAUCCCCAUACUUCCGCUUCCGCCAAUGGAGGACUCGCGGAGGCGCGCUGCUGGUGCGCCACCCUCCCGCGGUCCCCCGAACGCCUUCCCCGGCAGCGUUGGCGGCGGAAGCGCAAUGAACAGUACCGCUCGGCGCGGCCCUUCCAGCGCCAUUGGCGGAGGCGGAGGCGGGAGCAGCGGUGGCGGCGGAGGCGGCGGUAGCACGGCGGGCCGCGGGAGAGCGCGGCCGCUCAGGGGAACUUCCGCUCCCUCUUCCGCUCCGCCGGCGCAGAGAGUCGCAGGGGGCCCUGGCGCAGCUCCGCCAGCCAAGUCCGCUGGAGGUGCGGUGGCGGCGGGCAGAGGCGCGGGGAAGGGGAAAGGUGUGCGCUUGCGCCCGCGACCGCGGGUGCAGUUGCGGAAAUACCCCGGAUUAAAGCCUGCCAUAUCGAGCUAUAGUAAGCUACGCGCACGCGUCACGGGGCAGCUAUUGGAGCCGAAAAAAAAGCUGCGGUUUAGCGAUAACGUGGAGGUUGCCACGUGGGACGCUGACGUGGAGGGUGACGGUGACGUGGCACAAGCCAGCGCAGCAGUCGCCGCCACAACUGCCGCCGCGCCUCGCGCGGGGUUUUCGUUCCGGAAAGUGUUUAAUAGCGCCGCGGGCGCUGCGGAAAGCGUCGGGGGGACUUUGCUCGGGCAGAAAAAAAAGCCGCUGCCUAAGGAUUUACCCACAAUGUUUGUCCGACACAAGUCUAAAUCCAAGGAGAAAAAGAAAUCCUCGAAAAAGGAGACGAACACGCAGGGCGAAUGCGUGGAUAUGAAGGGAUUAAAGCCCAAGGAAGGCGAAGCGGAAGAGCCGCGGAAGCAGGGAGACAAAGGAGCGGGAAGGGGGAAGCCGCCGGGAGACAGGUCGCAGCUUUCCAGCGGUGCUCAGUCGUUCGGGCAGCGUGAAAAUAAGGGGGAUCGGGCAGCAGUGGAAAGUAAAUUUGUGGCAGCCGGUAGCAGGAGCAUGAAAGCGGAUGGCGGAGGGGGAAUGGUUGGGGGAACGGGAGGGGGAACGGGAGGGGGGUUAGGAAGGGGAGGGAAGCCUCUGGCAAGUGCGAGUAUGCCUAAAGACCAGCGGACGGCAACGGUUGCUGCUGCAGCAGUGGGUGCUGAUUCCGCUGGCGUUGCUGGUGGCGCUGCUGUCGCUGCUGUUGCUGCCGGGAUGCGAGGACUUGAUAUAAGUGAGACGGCAGAGGAGGAGGGGCUUGAGAAGGGGGUGGCGGAGGGAGGGGAGGAGGAGGAGGAGGAGGAGGAGGAAGAGGACGAUGAUAGCGAUGAGGAGGAGGAGGAGGAGGAGGAAGAGGAGGAGGAAGAGGAGGAGGAGGAGGAGGAGGAGGAGGAGCGAGGGUAUUGGGUGGAUGAGGAUAUAGAAGAGGAGUAUGAGGAAGAGAUGGAGCAAGAGGAGGCGGAGGGGAAAGGGGAGGCAGAGGAAUGGGGAGAUGAGGAGACGGAGCGAGGCCCGCUGGAUGCUGACGUGGCAGGCUGGGCUGCCAGCCGGCAGCAGAGCAUCCAGCUGGCGGGAGGGAGUGACUUGGAGGCAGGGCGGGUGGGAGAGAGGGAGGAGGGGGGAGGGGGAGGGGGAAGCGGGCAGCUGUUGGCGGCGAGCAAGAGCUCAACGGGCUCAGAUACACAACGAGCUCUUCGCAGCCCGUCGCCCUUGGCAUCCCCUAGAGCCCAGCCACUGCGGCCGCCGUCACAGGUGUCAGAGCCGACGCACGGCCGCAGCCCUUCGCCUUUGGCGUCCCCUAGAGCACAGCCUGGGUCGCAGAUAGGGGCAGAUGGAUCCGAGCUGGGACGGCCUCUGUCAGAAGCCGACAAUAACAAGGACCUUGGGAUCCCCCCGUCACCCUCCACCGUAGUUUCAGCUUCACCCAUGCGCUCUUUGAACCGACCUGCCAGCAAGCGCUCUGCCUCCGCGCAGCUCACAAUUACCAGCUUAGAUCUGUACGACAUUCCUGGUGCUACUGCUGCUGCUUCUAAUUCUACUGCUGCUGCUGCUGCUGACGAUACCGCUGUGUACAGCCAUGGGAGGGGCAAGGGAGCCCUUAAUCCCAGCUCUAGACGAUCGCAGCCAGGCCAAGAUGCGGAGUUUCAGGCUGCCCGGUUCGGUCCUAUGUCUGCCCGGGGCACUCGGCCGGCACCCUUGUUCGAUGAAGACGUGUUCCCCGGGGAAAGGGGGGAUAGAGGAGAAAGGGGAGAUAGGGAGGGGAGAUAGAGGAGAAAGGGGAGAUAGAGG
Molecule: messenger RNA, 2967 nt
Organism: Closterium sp. NIES-67
Lineage: Eukaryota; Viridiplantae; Streptophyta; Zygnematophyceae; Desmidiales; Closteriaceae
Source: the annotation of a GenBank genome assembly